This is a messenger RNA of Megalobrama amblycephala (Wuchang bream), 1217 nucleotides long. It is a transcript of the gene alkbh1, whose product is annotated as alkB homolog 1, histone H2A dioxygenase. Gene Ontology annotation, molecular function: oxidative RNA demethylase activity; ferrous iron binding; broad specificity oxidative DNA demethylase activity. Gene Ontology annotation, biological process: oxidative RNA demethylation. Gene Ontology annotation, cellular component: nucleus; cytoplasm. The transcript is spliced from 6 exons. Bases 17 to 1138 code for a protein of 373 amino acids. Lineage: Eukaryota; Metazoa; Chordata; Actinopteri; Cypriniformes; Xenocyprididae. The record is from RefSeq and is a predicted model, not a curated record.
GAAGUAGAAAGGUCACAUGAUGACGGCAAAGAUGGCAGCCUCCAUAGUGGAGCAUGGAGAAGAUGCUUUUAGAAAACUGUUCAAGUUUUACAAGAGGAGAAAUCCUCCUCCAGACUUCAGUGAGGUCAUUAAUUUCUCCAAACCUUAUAAUGACAAGAUUUUUACCUGUGAACUUAACUCCACUCCUAUAAGUGAGGAAGAUGUUUCUAAAGCUGGUCUUCGGCCGGUAAAAGACUGGAAAGCUUUUGGUUUGCAUGGAUAUCCAGGGUUUAUUUUUAUAUCCGACCCAUUCCUGCCGGGCUCUCAGCAGUACUGGGUAAAGCAGUGUCUGAAGAUCUAUCCACAGAAACCCAAUGUGUGUAACCUGGAUAUGCAUAUGUCAUCUGUGGAGACUGAAAACAUCUGGGAAAGAAGCAUAGAUGUUAUUCGGAGGAAAGGCUGUGGGAAAAGAGAGCCCAAAACCCUGCUAGAAAAACUGCGCUGGGUGACUCUUGGUUACCACUAUGAUUGGAACUCCAAGAUUUACUCCCCAGAUCACUACACUCCCUUCCCCAAGGAACUUCAAUCGCUUUCUCACAAAGUGGCGGCAGCCUGUGGCUUUCCUGGUUUUAAUGCAGAGGCGGGCAUUCUUAACUACUAUCGAUCUGAUUCAUCGCUUGGAAUCCAUGUUGACGAAUCAGAGCUCGACCAUACCCGACCUUUGCUGUCUUUCAGUUUUGGACAGACUUCCGUUUUCCUGUUGGGAGGGACUAAGAGAGAAGAUCGUCCCACAGCCAUGUUCAUGCACAGCGGAGACAUAAUGGUGAUGUCAGGACCCAGCCGCCUACUCUAUCACGCAGUACCCUGCAUCGUCCCCGCGCCUGCUGGAAAUGUCCUGCCACCCUGCCUGGGCCAGAGACUGGAGGCGAAGGCGCAGGGUGAUGACAUCAUCCAGAGCGUGUCAGAGGAGGAUUGGGAGGUUUGCUCCUGGUACUUGCAGACGUCUCGGGUAAAUGUGACCGUUCGACAAGUACUCGGUUCCGGUCAGGACUUCCCGAGUACACAGGCGUCACAUUUAUCAACAGACGGCUGUGAGAAAUCAGAGGAAGAAACUCAAAAAAAUAAGAAGAGGAAAUCAGGCUAUGAGCGUGACACUUAACAUGUCUGUUUUGGAUUGGAUCCAAGUUUUAUUUAUGUAAAAUGCACCUGGUAUUAAAAAUUGUACAUAUGACUGCAAA